ACCUUUUUCCUUUAACAUUACACAUAUAUACUAACUGUGUUGACUGUUGCCAGCGCCGCGACUUCAAUAAGUGGACACCUGAAACUACGAGAAACGGGGGGCUGGUCAGUACUGUCAGCGCAUUUUGGAACGCAGCCUGUAUAAAUCUCGUUAAACACGUAUAGGUUAACACGCUAAUACGGAUUGCCACCCCGAGGCUUAUUCAACUAUAUUAGCUUUUAUCUUUCUGAAAACUAUAAGAUUGAUCGGCCAGGACACAAUAUUGGAAAACCUUAUAGAUAUCAAACUACAUCUUCCGAUGAAGUCCCACAUUCAAAAAAGAUGAAUUCCAGCGAACAGAUCUAGCGACUUGCAAUCGCUGCUACAUCGAUCGAUCGAUCGUAUGUGAGUGCGUGGGUGCACUCGUGUGAAUACAUCGUGUGCAUCUUAAGAAAUUUUCAAAUUCCGCAAGAAUACGCUACAUUGAAGUGAUCAUCAUGUACGUCGCAGCGCUCGACAUCGGCACCACCACAGUACGCUUCCAUAUCCUAGACAAGAACGCAAUCACAGUAGCUUCCUCAUCGGAGAAGGUAAAAUUGAUCUAUCCACAGCCUGGCUACGUGGAAAUAGAUCCCAAUGAUCUGUGGGAGAUAAUAAUGAAAGUUAUCAAGGACACAUUAGACGGCAGUAAAAUCGAUUCUAGAUUAAUUCAGUCCUUGGGAAUCUCGUCACAACGUGCUUCCUUCAUCACGUGGAGUUUAAAAACCGGUUUACCUUUCCACAGAUUUAUAACAUGGAAAGAUCAACGAGCGGCGACCUUAGUCGACGAGUGGAAUCGGUCAUUGAUAAUAAAGGGUCUACGUAUGGGUUCGCACUUUUUGUACAUGCUCACGAAGAACAAACGGUUCCUGGCAGGCAGCGUGAUGAAAUUUAUGAAUGUGCAGGUCACCAUGAAGUUAAUAUGGGUUUUUGAGAACAUAUUAGGUCUCCGGAAAGCCGCCGAUAAGGGCGAAGUGGCAUUCGGAGGUGUCGACUCUUGGUUUUUGUAUAAAUUAACGGGAAAACAUGUAAUGGACACUUCAUGUGCCUCAGCCACUGGCAUAUUUGAUCCGUUCACGAUGCAAUGGGCUGAAUGGGCGAUAAAUAUCUUGAGAUUGCCGCGCAGCAUUUUCCCAGAAGUGGUAGAUACAGUAGGAGACUUCGGAAUUACGCCCGUGGGCAUGUUUGGCAGAGAAAUUCGGAUUUGUUGCUCGAUCGCUGACCAAGCGGCGUCGUUAUUUGGUUCGAAAUGCUUCUAUCCUGGCGACCUCAAGAUCACCAUGGGAACCGGCACCUUCGUGAACGUUAACACAGGACAAGAGGCGCAUGCAUCUAUUAAAGGUCUUUAUCCGGUUGUCGGAUGGCGUAUCAAGAAUGAACUGAUUUAUAUCGUGGAAGGAUCCUCGAGUGACACCGGCAUAUUAGUCGAAUGGGCCAAAGAAAUAGGACUUGUAAACAAUGCCAAGGAGACUGCUGACAUUGCAAAAAAGGUUAAUGAUUCUGAUGGAGUAUACUUCAUUCCAGCAUUCAGCGGCCUUCAGUUAUUAUUUCAGGCACCCAUAAAUAAUCCCGCGGCCGCAGCAGGUUUUAUAGGAUUGAAGCCUACCACGAAAAGAGCGCAUAUCGUCCGAUCAUUGUUGGAGAGUCUUGUUUUCAGAAUAAUAAUGCUUUACAACUGCCUUUGGGAAGAAACCUCUUUCACAUAUAAAAAUAUCAGGAUCGACGGAGGAGUUUCCGAAAAUGAUUUCGUUAUGCAAUUACUGAGCGAUUUAACAGGAUUGGAAGUGGAGCGUUCAGAAACUGUCGAGAUGUCUAUCUUGGGAUCAGCUUUCAUGGCUGGCUUGGAAAGCGGAUUGUGGAAUAGCAGAGAAGAAAUAUCACAACUUCAACAAAUGAAAAAAAUAUUCAAGCCCAAUAAGGAUAUAUGCAUAUCUUAUAAAAACACGAUAGAUCAGUGGAAACGAGCGGUUGAUCGUUUUAAAAAUUGGUAUUGACCAUGACUUUUGAAAUAAAAGGAAUGAUAGUUUGCAUCUUACAAUUACAUUAAGUCGUCAAUCAAAGCGUAAAAAUGCAGGAAAUAUUUUAUAUACAGGGUGUCCCAUUUUAAAACCUUCAUGCGAACAUCUCUGAAUGAUCAAAUUUUCAGCAAAUGUUUCAGAUAAAAGUUGUUGAGUUCAGAGGGGACCAUUUGAUGACGACCUUGACUUUGAUCUUGGAGGUCACUUUGAAGGUUAUUUGAAGGUUAACUUCGUUCUUUUUUAAUGGAAACCCCUAUUUUUUACUACAGAUUUGUAUUCUACAUAAAAAGUUAAGAGAGUUUUA
Harpegnathos saltator (Jerdon's jumping ant) is the source of this 2340-nucleotide messenger RNA. RefSeq names its product putative glycerol kinase 5. Bases 477 to 2012 code for a protein of 511 amino acids. Gene Ontology annotation, biological process: triglyceride metabolic process; phosphorylation; glycerol metabolic process. Lineage: Eukaryota; Metazoa; Arthropoda; Insecta; Hymenoptera; Formicidae. Gene Ontology annotation, cellular component: mitochondrion. The record is from RefSeq and is a predicted model, not a curated record. The transcript is spliced from 15 exons. Gene Ontology annotation, molecular function: phosphotransferase activity, alcohol group as acceptor; kinase activity.